CAUUUUGUUGGCAAACAUAACCAAAAUUGGUUUUAACCUUUAAUUUUACAGCAUUGAAUAUUUACACGAUAAACUGUCGAUAAUUUUACGGAUAAUUGUAUCGAAUUAACCCAACAACAUGUCGGAACGUAAAGUUUUAAACAAAUACUACCCGCCAGAUUUCGAUCCGUCGAAAAUCCCUCGUAUGAAAUUGGCCCGAAAUAGACAAUACACAGUACGUUUGAUGGCUCCUUUCAACAUGAGAUGCAAAACUUGCGGGGAAUACAUUUACAAAGGAAAGAAAUUCAAUGCCCGCAAAGAGGAUGUUGAAGGUGAUGAUUAUUUAGGUAUACGAAUUUACAGGUUUUACAUAAAGUGCACCAGAUGCCUCCAAGAAAUAAGUUUCAAGACAGACCCUAAGAACACGGAUUAUGAGAUCGAAGCAGGGGCUACUAGGAAUUUCAUGGCCCUGAAAUUGGCCGAAGAGCAAGCACAAAGGGAAGAAGACGAAGAGAAAGAAGAGGAAGCCACCAAUCCUAUGAAACUGUUAGAAAAACGAACGUUGCAAUCAAAACAGGAGUUAGAAUUAUUAGAAUCAUUAGAAGAGUUGAAAGACUUGAAUCGCAGACAGCAAACUAUCGAUUAUGAUCAGAUGUUAGAACAGUUUGAUACUGUAGCUGCUAAACAGAGAACACAGAAAGAGCAGGAGGAAUAUGACGAAGAAUAUAUCAAGUCAAUAUUUGGCAAAAAACAGGCACCUACAACUAUCGUUGAAGAAGAAAUUGUGGAACUGGACGAAGAUGAAAGAAUCGAACCGCUCAAGAAAAUAAUUAAAACAAGUGAUAAUAGUCAGGAAAGCGAUAGUGUUUCAAAAACAGAUAAAAAAGAAGUUAAAAAUAAUCGAUCUGCAAAAACACCUGAUACAUCAUUAUGGUCGGAAAAUAUAGGAUCGUCGUCGAAUAAAAAGAAUUUAUUGGGUAUAGUCAAAAGAAAAACAAAUUUAGGUGUAAAAGUGAACGCGACUUCUACUAAUAUUAGCAUAGAGGAGCAACAACCUCGAACUGUAAUAGAGAAAGAAAAAGAUGCUUCUACAGAAGAGAGAAGUAUUAAAAGUGCAAAUGAAAUCACAUCUGAAAGUACAAAUAAUUCAGCAGGCAAUAAUCGCAAUGCUCUGUCUUUGCUAGGAGCAUAUUCUGGCAGCAGUGAUAACGACAGUGAUUAACGCAAUGUUCAAUAUUGUAUAUACAAUUAAAUUUUAUAAAAUUUAUUAUAAAAUAAAAUGUACCUAUA
Molecule: messenger RNA, 1269 nt
Organism: Colletes gigas
Lineage: Eukaryota; Metazoa; Arthropoda; Insecta; Hymenoptera; Colletidae
Product: splicing factor YJU2
Exons: 3
Coding region: 119-1201 (360 amino acids)
Biological process (GO): mRNA splicing, via spliceosome
Cellular component (GO): U2-type catalytic step 1 spliceosome
Source: RefSeq, a predicted model, not a curated record